This is a messenger RNA of Scleropages formosus (Asian bonytongue), 1652 nucleotides long. It is a transcript of the gene tm4sf21a, whose product is annotated as transmembrane 4 L six family member 21a. The transcript has 6 exons. Lineage: Eukaryota; Metazoa; Chordata; Actinopteri; Osteoglossiformes; Osteoglossidae. Gene Ontology annotation, cellular component: membrane. The record is from RefSeq and is a predicted model, not a curated record. Bases 337 to 933 code for a protein of 198 amino acids.
UAAGGAAGAUAAAAAUGAAAACCUUUUCACUGCCUUGGUUGACAUCCAUGGUGGGACAUCAAGCAAAGGCUGGUCAAGGGAACUUCCCCCUCUAGACUCCACCCCCAGGUCCCAGCACUUCUAUAGUGAGUCAAGGUAGUUGUUUGGUCACAGUUACAGAGAAGAAGGAGAACUAAGGAGAAGGAAUUCCUCCAGUAAACGACAGCAGGACCCUGGGAGAACUCUCGGACGUGGGAAGAGCCAGGAGCAUCUGAGGGAUAUAGGAGCAAAACCCAGUCCCGUGUGGCCCUCGUAGCGACACCCAGCCGAGUCCUCUUCGCAACACGUCAGGGCAGCAUGUGCACGGCAAAAUGUGCCCGGUGCAUCGGGGCUGCGCUGUACCCCUUGGCCCUCAUCUCUAUCCUGUGCAACAUCGUCCUUUUCUUCCCCGACGGGAAGACCAAGUACGUGACGGAGGAGCGAGAGGGCUACGGGCAACGCAUCACCGAGGAGGUCAAAUACAUGGGGGGCCUCGUCGGAGGGGGGCUCAUGGUGCUCGUCCCAGCUAUCCACAUCCAAAUGACAGGGAAGGACGGCUGCUGCGGUAACCGCUGUGGGAUGUUCCUGUCCAUCCUGUUUGCUGCCGUUGGCGUAGCUGGUGCCCUCUACAGUUUCACUGUGGCAGUAAUGGGUCUGGUCAAUGGUCCUACCUGUCGUACCAUCCUAUUGUGGUCCACGCCCUUCAAGGGAAUGGAAGCUAAAGACAGCUACCUGCAGAACAAGAACCUUUGGUCAUUGUGCACGGAGCCCCCAAACAUAGUGCAGUUCAACAUAGGCUUGUUCUCCACCCUCGUGCUGACCAGCAUCCUGGAGCUGGUUCUCUGUGGGAUCCAGAUGAUCAACGGGCUCUUUGGCUGCCUGUGCGGAACCUGCAAGAACAAAGGGCCCCUGUAAACCAUCUUGUCUGAGAACAUCAACUGCGGCUCCAGUCAAACCAAGGAUGAGCAGUCACUGCGCUACCUAGCUGUUUGAGUAUAAAAUUCAAACACUAGAACCACUUCGAAAUUGUAUGCAUAUAUUUUUAUAUCAGUUUUUCUCUUGUAAUAACAAUAUCUGUCAAAUGUUUGCUUGCAGGCUGUCAGGAAAAGGAAAUCCGUCCUUUGCUUCCCUCUUAGCUGACAGGGAACAUGCGGUGUAUUUUAGUAACAUUUUGUAUUAUGUUUAUAUAAACAAUAUCAGGUCUUGCCUGAUCAGUUGACACAUUUCUUCGGUGAAGGCCGUUUUUAUUCUGCAUGUGCCACGGUACAGCUCAUACUACCGGGACACCACUCAUAAUUCACAGAACAAGCUAUGGGAUCACGAAAAAUCUCUUAUGAGAACAGAAAUUUCAAUUCAAUACACAAGCUUUGUGUCGCUGAGUGCCCCAUAAGACAAACAGACCCGCCAUAUUUGGCACCCCUUCUGGACAUCUCAGAUAUCUCUUAACUAUAGGCCACUCCCGUCUCUCAGAAACAUCUGUCAGAAAUCGUUUUCAUCAUGGUAUAAAAACCAUGAUCUGUCACAGUGAUGAGCUCUAAAGCAAAAAAUGUUUUAAAUGAAGUGCUUCAAGAAAAGGCAAAGGAAAACCUUACCUGUGAAAAACACAAUAAAAUGUGUAGAAUUGUCUUGAAAGG